Messenger RNA from Trichomonas vaginalis G3, 753 nucleotides. RefSeq lists its product as uncharacterized. Lineage: Eukaryota; Parabasalia; Trichomonadida; Trichomonadidae. The transcript has a single exon. The record is from RefSeq and is a predicted model, not a curated record. The coding region runs from base 1 to 753 and encodes 250 amino acids.
AUGACAAGUGCAAAAGAUGCCCAAUUGAAUGUUUUGAAGGAAAAACUUGAGAAAGUGCAGGCAGAAAUCAAUGAACUAGCAGAAAGGUUCCAAGCAAUUCCAAGAGGUUUAUCUGAUGAAGAAAUCGGAGAAAGACUUUUAGAAGCCUUUUUAAAUGAUACACCUUUUGAUAGAUUCCAAUUUGGUCGUCAACCAGUUAAACUCGCAAUGAUAAAUGCUGCAUUUAACACAGGUGAUUUAGAAAUCGUCUCUACUUGCUUUGGAUUCGUUGAACAAAGCAUGACGCCAUCCGCAUUUUAUCGUAUGAUUGAUGGAAACGAAAGAUACAUGAAUAUUUACAAUAUGCUUCACAAAUCUAACAAUAUGUACAUUCGAAGAGAUAGAACUUUCUACAGACCAGAAAAUCUCGAUCAGCUCAGAAAAAUGGCUGAAGCUAUACCAAAAGGUAUUCUUAAAUAUGUUUUAAACGAUACAAUUGACGUCAUAUCAGGUCAAACACCCGAAAUCAAAUUUGAGGAAGUUGAUGUUAAAUGGGGUGACUUCAGAGAUGCAUGCCUUCGUCAAUCAUACUUCGAAAUUAAUCCGAAAACUCUUUGUUCUAAAAAUGGCUUCUUCUCCAAGAAAUGGAAGUCAGCAAUUGAUCCCUAUCAAGGUGCAAGAAUGGCUAUGCACUGGAAAUGCCCUCCUCAAGUUAUUCAAGGAUUUAUCAGUCAAAUAUCAGAUAAUAAGCAAAAAGCAUUCUUCAAUAAGUAA